Molecule: messenger RNA, 874 nt
Organism: Saccostrea cuccullata (small rock oyster)
Lineage: Eukaryota; Metazoa; Mollusca; Bivalvia; Ostreida; Ostreidae
Exons: 6
Coding region: 47-763 (238 amino acids)
Source: RefSeq, a predicted model, not a curated record
UGAAAGUGAAACUUCAUCCGACUCUAUCAUUUUAUUGACAUCAGGCAUGGUCUGCACUGCAGUGAAUGUAAAACAGAAAGCAAAUAGUACGAUCUAUACUGUUCAAGGUGAAGUCAGUCUAACAUUAGAUGCCAUUAACACCACCCCAACAAUGGCUUUCUCUACCAUAUGUUUAAAACAUUUGAUAUUGAUCAUGUGUGUUCCACAUAUACAUUCUGCAAUAUUGGACUCUGAAUUUUGUGAAGCCUCACAAAGUACACAGACUGAAGUUGUUAAAUGCCCUACAGAUGAACUUACAUGGAGUAGAGCUGCAGAGAUGAAGAACUGUUCACAUUAUAAUCAUAAAUGUAAAGGACAACUUUCAUAUCACUGUGUCAUAAAUCCAUGGCAGAAUGCCACAGUUGAAGUAUGUGCACCAGAAACUCAAAUUAAUGCAGGGCAUUGUGCAGAAUACAAUCUAAGAGGUGGAAAAAUCCAGGAGUUUUAUAAGAAGACCUGUGAAGAUUGUACGAAUGAAUACAUCUCAACAGAAGCUUAUAAAUAUCAGGAAUGCUAUGAAGAAGUCUAUAAAAUCCAUGCAAAGAGAACAAGACAUAUACUGAAAUCAAAAGGAUUUUUUGAUCCAGAUAGUGUAUCUCAAUCAACACAUGAAAAAGUUGAAACAAAGCAAGCUUUUGCCAACAUAGGCCGCAGCCCAGAAGGAUGCUAUUUCUGUGUGAUAGUAGUUAUCUGUUUUGUAAUUGUUCAUUUCAAUUAUUUAUAAACAAAAAAUCAAGAAGUUGAUACACAUUUUACUUCCAUUAUGUUCUUUUCUGCUUAAAAAAGGAGAACACUUAUUUAUGCACUUCAGUGCAUAAUUUUUUGAGUGCUUAAU